AUCCACUCUCUGUAAAAUAAUUAGAUAUGAACUGAAAAACAAAGUUGUAGUGUUGUUAACAUAAAAGUUUUGGGCAUUACCUCAAAAAGGGGCAGAUGUGAGAAUGUGAGGGGGCACUACAGUAUCACAUGGACUUAGAGGGAUUACACGAUUCAGGAUGGGUUUGUGACAUAAAUUCCCAAGAAAGACAGAAAUGACAGUAGAGUGGUGAGGAGACAAACACUGAGUUGCUCCAUCAGUCUUUGUUACAUCUCCAUCCUACCGCUGGCCACGAGGAUUAAAGACAAGUGCAGCUGAAGAGGAACGGGUCAGAGAUGCUCUUCCUGGAGGAGGAAAACUGGUGACACAUACAGAGGGAAAAGAUGAUGAGGCCAGUGACACGGAGAAUCUGUUCAAGAUGGAGCAACUAAAAUCUAGUACUUAAGGAGCUUUUUGAUUAAGGGCUUUUGACCGAGGCAGAGAUAACAGAGGAUUGAAGGCUCAGAGGACUGCAAGAAGUGCAAGGUUUUUCUUUACCGUGGUAGGUCUUUGACCUGGAGUAGGACAGCGGUAUUUGGUAGGUUCUUGUCACUCAUUAUUUUAAUGUAAACAGCUAAAAUCAGGCAACUAUAAGACUUAAACAACUGCUUUGAUCACUCAUCUUAAAGGGAAUCAUUUGCUACAAACGGUUCCCAUUUCCAUACGUGAUGAAUGCAUAAGACGGUUAGAGAUUUCAUUGCAGGAGAUUUAUAAACUUAUAUAAUAAACAGCUUUGACACAUUUCACUACUGAAUGUUGGUUAAAUACCUCCAUAAUUUGAAAAAACUGUAGAUGGAAAAAAACCCUGAUAAUAUAAUUGUUUAUGUUGGGAUUCAGUUCUAGAUGAAAAAUGACAUUUUCAUAGUUUCUUGAAAAAUAUGUGUGAAUUGCUUGCUGUUGCUAGAAUCUUGUCAGUACUAGUCCACACUUUAUUGUAAAAUAAUGGGUCAAUAAUAAGUUAUCUUUCUGGCUGUGUAACCCAGACUGAAGAAUAAUGUUUUUAUUUAAUUUUUACAUGACAGAUAUUGUCCAUGUGCUUUUACUGUACCUACAAAAAUAAACUAGAAGCAACUCAGUAACUGUCAAGUUGUUGCAGUUAAAACCUGGAGUGUUACAGCAUCAGUAAUUGUUUUUUACAAGUUGUACACAUGUAUUUCCCUGUGUUUCCAGGACUGUGGGCUGACAGUGCAUGAGUGACUGAGGGAUACAACUGACAUGGGUCCAGCCGUGGAGUUGACGAUGAGAAGCAGGGUCAGGCCUGAGUGUGAAGCAGGGAGCCAGUAGCCUGAGACACAGGGCAGCACAUAUUCUUUUAUAACACCAUAAUAACAAGUGUAAAACUAAUAAGACCUUGGUCACAAUCAUGGCUCUUAAAAAUUCUAGAAACACUCAAGAAAAGUAAAUGGCAGCAUUUUGACAAUUUGGUUUUUGUCUUUGCUCCAUUCGACGGUUACAUUUGACUUGUUUAAGGAUGUCCUCUACCUCUUCUUCACAUACACAGUUUUUAAUGAUAAGGCGUGGUAUUUAUAAAUGAUGUCAUGCUUUUUCAGUAGUAGUCCGGCUGGUUAAAUAUUUACCCACAGAAGGGUCUGCAAGUGUUGAGGUCAUUGUAGUCAUCGUUAGUGAAAUGAUAAUGGCCACAUCAUUUGUCCCAGAGAUCAAUAGCAGGAUGUCACAUCAAAGCUGUUUGUGCAGCAUACUGUUACAUCCUCACAUCCGUCAUGUCUUUCCUACUGUGAACUACUGACUAUCUAAAUCCUCUGAUGCUCAUUUUUUAUUGUUCCAUCUGUCCUCUCCCACGUGUAUCAACUUAAGAGCAUCUUAGCCUGCUCACCACCCUCCCGCUCUCUUCGUUCCUCGUUGUGACUUCACAGCAUCUUUUUGUUUUGUGAUCUUCUCUCCGUGCUGUUACAUCACAUUUAUCUGUGCUUUUCCAUUUAAAACAAGCCCAAAGCAUCUGUCCUUCCUUCCCCCCUUGGCUCAAUCCGUGACUAUUUACGCUGUCCGUCCUGUUUGUCUUAUUUCCACGUGCACUCUCCUCCACCUUCUGCUCUCUCUGCCUCGUUUUCUCUUUUUUCUCCCCCUCCUCUGACUCUCUCUAACCACCCCCCCUGCCUCCCCCCGUCUCUCGCGUGGCCAUGCUGGAGCAAAUGUCCCGUCGCUCCCGCUCCCUGCUCUCUUUGACCUUGACCACUCUGGCUCUGGCCCUCUCCAUCCUGGCUCUCUGCACCUCCUACUGGUGUGAGGGCAUCCACAAGGUGGUCAAGCCUCUCUGUCUGUCCCCUGUCAAAAUGAAGAACUGUGGUCAGAACAACAGCGAGCCUUACACCACAGAGAGUCCCACUCAGAACCCCUUCAACCGCACACUGUCUCCAGCCAGGAGAGAUGAACUGGCCAAGAUCAGACAGAGGCAAAUGGCCAACGCAGUGCACUACAUCUGGGAGACGGGCGAGGACAAGUUUGCUUUCAGAUACUUCCACACUGGCUUCUGGGAAAGCUGUGAGAAACACAACGAUGGAGAGAUAUGUCGCAGCUUUAUAGAGUUAACCCCCGGGGACACACAAGGUGAGCUGUGUAUCACUGUAAUAUGUGACUAUGAAUAUGUGAAUCUUUUGGCCAGGCAGUGUAUACAAUGCACAAUAAUCCUAUAUCUCUGACCUCAUCUACAAUUGAACUUGUUAUUUACUCAUCCUGGACUUUGGUAACAGUUUUCUUUUUUCCUGUUUGUGUUGGUUUCACCUUCUUCAAAUGUAGGUCUUCUUGGUAUGGUAGCCCACAUGAUGUUCACCACGGUGUUUCAGAUGACAGUCAUUGUGGGCCCCAAAGACUGGAGGCCUCAGUCCUGGGAUUACGGCUGGUCAUUUGCUCUUGCCUGGGUGUCCUUCAGUUGCUGCAUGGGCGCAGCUGUGGUCACACUCAACUCCUACACAAAGACUAUCAUCGAGCUGCGUCGCAGACAGAGGCUGCGACUGGAAGAAGCGAGAACCGCCAGUCACGCCCCAGCCUAUGACAAGGUCGUUCCAGGGGGCGGGAUCUACUCUGUCAGUGGCCUGUUACAGUGUCCAGAAGGCAUGAUCGAUGUGGCGUGGGCCCGGAAUGGCAGCAUGGUUGGAAUGGGAAACGGCGAUGUGCCAACGCUGGUGUUGGUUGGAGGCUGCGGGACAGAGGGGUGUGAAGACUGUGAAAGAGAGAUGGAUGAGAUGGACGAGGUCGUGGACCGAGUUGAUUCCCCUUGUUAGGGAAAUGGUUGAAUUUGAACUGAAAAAAGAAAGACACCUUUUCUUUCACUUUGACUUUCAGCGAGCUUGGAAAAUAGGACAAUGAAAUCAAAAUGAAGAGGACAUUGUAACAGUGAUGAUUUCUCCGUGCCUCAUGAUAGGAAAGAAUAUUUGCCUCCAUAUGUAUACUUUUUAUUGUAAAACAUCAAGAUGACAUGUCAUGUCGUGUGAUAUCAGUUUUAUUAUAUAAACAUAAUGGAUGUUUCUUUACACAACAGCACAGCCUAUCUUUAAAAUAUGCAAAUGCACUUUUCAUUUAUUUCAUUUAUAGUGUCAGAGUCAACAUAUCUUCUCACUCUAUGACAGUCAUUUGACAAAUUCUGAUGUAGUGCAUGAAUCCCAGAAGUUGGUGACAUAUGCAGCGUCUCUACAGAUGCACAGACAAACCCGUUAGACAGACAUAUAGAGAUAGAAAGAUUACAGAGAUUGUGAAGAGUCUGCUCUCUGAUGUUGAACAGAAGAUUAUGUGAAACGCAGUAAUCCCGAGUUGGAUGGAAGAAGGAGGAGGAACAGAGUGAAGGGAGAUGGAAAGCAUGUGAAGGGAUGGAGAGGGAGAGGAGUGGGGGUUUGUGUCGGGGUCAGCGUGAAAGUUGGAAAGAAACACAGACCAAACUGCAGACACGCCAUGACACCAUCACAAAUCCACAUGUUUAUCUUUACAUUAUGUAGGAAACAAUUUCUUUAGUUGGAACAAAAGUUUAACCACGUUUACCUUAAAUAAUUGUUAGCUAUACAUACGGGAUGAUCCUAGAUUUAUUGUCUGGGAUAAAGACAACUGAAAAUUAAGACAUAAAGUGCAAUGUAUGUCAACCAGCAGUGCUGAAUGACAAACAUAUUAUACAAUAUGUUUCUAAGUCAAAGAUGAAUUGAUUCUUCUCUGAUCACACACGUAUGAGCAAACCUUUGAUUUAUUGUGAAGUGUACAGAACACUACACCUUCUAACAAGACAUUUCAAAUGAUGUAUAAAAACCCUUAAUACGCUACAAUCUGGUAUAAUACCUUUGUAAUUAUCAUUAACUCAGAGCCUGUUCAUGUUUUAAAACACUAUGCCAUUGUUUACCUCUAUUAAUCUCUAUUUAUUUAAUAUACACCAGUCACAACAUAAAACCACCAGUGACUGAAUUUAAUGUUGUGGCUGAUCCAUUUGUUUUUUGUUUUUUUUACUUAAUCAAAUCAUAAAGAAAUGGAAAAUAACUGAACCUACAAAAUAAGUUUCACAUCACAUCGUUGAUGGUUCAGAAUUAACUUGAAACUCAGAUAUUCAACGAUGACAUUAAUUCAAGAAAUUUCACAUAAACGAAAAUGACUGAGAUAUUGGUUGCAACCAAGACACUGCAGAAACAAGUAUUUACACAAUGGA
Messenger RNA from Solea solea (common sole), 4657 nucleotides. RefSeq names its product germ cell-specific gene 1-like protein. The record is from RefSeq and is a predicted model, not a curated record. Lineage: Eukaryota; Metazoa; Chordata; Actinopteri; Pleuronectiformes; Soleidae. The transcript has 7 exons. Gene Ontology annotation, cellular component: plasma membrane.